Molecule: messenger RNA, 3640 nt
Organism: Marmota flaviventris (yellow-bellied marmot)
Lineage: Eukaryota; Metazoa; Chordata; Mammalia; Rodentia; Sciuridae
Product: zinc finger protein 282
Biological process (GO): regulation of transcription by RNA polymerase II
Cellular component (GO): nucleus
Molecular function (GO): RNA polymerase II transcription regulatory region sequence-specific DNA binding; DNA-binding transcription factor activity, RNA polymerase II-specific
Source: RefSeq, a predicted model, not a curated record
AUGCAGUUUGUGUCAACACGGCCGCAGCCUCAGCAGCUGGGCAUCCAGGGCCUGGGGCUGGACAGCGGGAGCUGGAGCUGGGCCCAGGCUCUGCCCCCGGAGGAGGUCUGCCACCAGGAGCCGGCGCUGCGCGGGGAAAUGGCCGAGGGAAUGCCGCCCAUGCAGGCUCAAGAAUGGGACAUGGAUGCCCGGCGACCAAUGCCUUUUCAGUUCCCACCCUUCCCAGAUAGGGCGCCUGUCUUCCCUGACCGCAUGAUGCGGGAGCCCCAGUUGCCCACGGCGGAGAUCUCACUCUGGACCGUGGUGGCUGCCAUUCAGGCUGUGGAGAGGAAGGUGGACGCCCAAGCCAGUCAGCUGCUGAACCUGGAGGGACGCACCGGGACCGCCGAGAAGAAGCUGGCCGACUGCGAGAAGACGGCCGUGGAGUUCGGCAACCACAUGGAGAGCAAGUGGGCCGUGCUGGGCACCCUGCUGCAGGAGUACGGGCUGCUGCAGCGGCGGCUGGAGAACCUGGAGAACCUGCUGCGCAACAGGAAUUUCUGGGUCCUGCGGCUGCCCCCCGGCAGCAAGGGGGAGGCACCCAAGGUCCCUGUGACUUUUGUCGACAUUGCGGUUUACUUCUCUGAGGACGAAUGGAAGAACCUGGACGAGUGGCAGAAGGAGCUCUACAACAACCUGGUUAAGGAGAACUACAAAACACUGAUGUCCCUGGACACAGAUGGCCCCGUGCCCAAGCCAGAUGCUCCAGCCCCGGUGGAGCCCAGGGAAGAGCCUUGCGUGUGGGAGCAACGUCACCCUGAAGAGAGAGAAAUCCCAGUAGAUACAGACACAGGAACAGAACCCCUGGUGCCUGCACAGGAUGCAUCCUCCCAAGUGAAGCGAGAAGGAGCUCUGUGUGUCCGGGGCCAGCGGGGCCUGGAGGAAAGAGCCAUCCCCACAGAAUCUAUCACGGACUCCCCCAUCUCUGCCCAGGACCUCUUGUCCCGGAUUAAGCAGGAAGAGCAGCAGUGCGUAUGGGACCAGCAGGAUUUGGCAGAAAGAGAUAUUCCCACAGACCCCAAUUCAGAGUCUCUCAUCUCGGCACAUGACAUUUUGUCCUGGAUCAAGCAGGAGGAGCAGCCGUAUCCUUGGGGCCCUCGAGACACAAUGGAAGGAGAGCUUGGACUGGACUCUGGCCCCAGUGACAGCCUGCUACUGGUGAAGAACCCACCCCAGGCCCCUGCUCAGCCCCAGCCCCAGCCUCAGCCUCACCAGCAGAGCCUGCCGGCAUUGGCAGUGCCUGAGAACCCUGGUGGCCCCGGGAGCCGGGGGCUGCUGGAUGAGGGCUUUCCAGCCCUCCCAGGGGAGCGCACCGUGGGCGAGGCGCCACCAGGUGGGGAAGGCAGUGCAGGGAGCAGUGGCAGCGGAGGUGGCGGUGGUAGCGGUGGUGGCGGUGGUGGUGGCGGCGGCGGCGGCGGCGGCGGCAGUGGCACUGGUGGUGGUACUGGUGCAGGUGGAGGCUGCGGCAGCUGCUGCCCCGGUGGUUUGCGGCGGAGCCUCUUGGCACAUGGUGCACGCAGCAAACCCUACUCGUGCCCCGAGUGUGGCAAGAGCUUCGGCGUGCGUAAGAGCCUCAUCAUCCACCACCGCAGCCACACCAAGGAGCGGCCCUAUGAAUGCGCCGAGUGCGAGAAGAGCUUCAACUGCCACUCGGGCCUCAUCCGCCACCAGAUGACGCACCGGGGUGAACGGCCCUACAAAUGCUCCGAAUGCGAGAAGACCUACAGCCGCAAGGAGCACCUGCAGAACCACCAGCGGCUGCACACAGGCGAGCGGCCCUUCCAGUGCGCGCUCUGUGGGAAGAGCUUCAUCCGCAAGCAGAACCUGCUCAAGCACCAGCGCAUCCACACGGGCGAGCGGCCCUACACGUGCGGAGAGUGCGGAAAGAGCUUCCGCUACAAGGAGUCACUCAAGGACCACCUGCGUGUGCACAGUGGCGGCCCGGGCCUUAAUGCCCCUCGGCCGCUCCAGGCCCCACCCGAGCGAGACUAGGGCUGGGCUGGGGGCGGGGGAGGGCCAGAAUGGAGCCAGGGGCGGGCGAGGGGCUCCGGAGGACCUACCAUCCUGCCCCAUCCUUCUUGGUGCACCUUCCCGCCCUCUUCUCACCACCUGCUGGAAAUCGGGCACAGAAAUUGCACUCCAUUUAGGGUUCCCCUGAGGGUUGGACAGGGGUACCCUAGGCUUGUCCAGCCAGAAUGGACAGCCCACCUCAUCUCAUAGGGUGGAGCGCGCCACCCAGGAAGAUGCCAGAGGGACAGCAAGGAGGUGAGAAUCAUUGGACACACUCGGCCCACCUAGUGUGCCUAUUGGCCACUGGGGCCGCAGAUUGUUGUGAUCAGGGGAAGUGACCAGGGAGUCUCUAAACCCUUCUGAAAUAAGGAAAUAUAAUCCUAAGGUUAGGAGACGCCCUGUAAAGGAAGCCAAGGUCACUGGUGAGCUGAGGGAUGCGCUAAGGGUAACCUCCUCACGAUGACAACACUGCCUCGCGUUUGAAUAGCGCUUUAUACUUUUUUAAAAGUGUUUUCUAUCCGUUAUCUAUUUUCACCCUUAGCCUAUCCCUCUGAUAGGUGGGGUAGGAUUUUCCUGACGUGGUAACUGAGGAAAGUGAGACACAGGUGAGAUGGUUUACCCAAGAUCACACGAGAAGAGCGUGGUGGAGCCGCACCAGGGCUCCGGCCCAGCGCAGUGUCCCCACCGCACACACUGCCUACCUCCGUCGUCUGAGACCACUCUGGCCUGGCCUUCCUGGUCUCUUUCCUUCCCUUGACACCCCCUCCCCCAAAAUUAAAAGCAUCAGGGGCCAACUCCUGGGUUACUGGGGGUGGGGAACAGAUUGGCUACAAAGAUGCCCAGAUUCGUGCUCCAGAAGGCUCUUUCUAUGAGAGACGCCUGGGCAGUAGCGUGCUCACCCCAGCCUGUCCUUCCCGCCUCCAGUCCCUCAAUCCGGUGCAGCAGCAGCUUUUCACUGCACAGUGAGGCCCCGCCCUCCAGAGGCAGCGGUGCUCUGGGUCAGACCUCCCCUGAUGAUUUUCUCCAAUUCUCCAGGGGAGAGGGAGAGGCCUUUGCUGCCCAAGCAGCCACCAAGGAAUGAGUCUCUGCCCAGGAGGGCUGCACAAGUGGGUGCUAGAGUUCGAGCCUCAGUCUCUUUCCUGCCCUGGGCCUCCCAAUUGGUGCUAUCUGUUACCUGACCAUGCUCAUGGACAUGGACACAGACUACUAUGCUCUGACCCUGCAGGCGCCUUGGGAAGCGCGCAAAGGACUCCCUUACGUGUUGGUGCAUCGCUCCGUGGCUCUGGGCACCACGGCCCCAGGGGCCACAGUCUCCAUUUCAGCGUCUUGCAUGGCCAGGCACUGGGGUGGGGUGGCAUGCCCCAGGACCCUUUUUUUUGUGUCAAAAAUGGCUUUUCCUGCUCCUCCCAUGGAUCCCGCUUCUCUCCCAGCCACCGGAGCGCGGUGGGCGGCCAGCACUCUGCCGCAUCACCUUUGUGAGCGCUCUGCUUCUGCCCUUCUGUUCAUCUGCGCUCCUCUGCUUUCCUCAGACCCCUUUUUGCCGUGCAAAGGGAAUUGUUGAAAUUAAAUAAAAGGUAUCCAGAUUGCAGAC